Aspergillus sclerotioniger CBS 115572 is the source of this 914-nucleotide messenger RNA. Its product is annotated as coiled-coil-helix-coiled-coil-helix domain-containing protein. Gene Ontology annotation, cellular component: nucleus; mitochondrion. NCBI's taxonomy places the organism in Eukaryota, Fungi, Ascomycota, Eurotiomycetes, Eurotiales, Aspergillaceae. Bases 274 to 816 code for a protein of 180 amino acids. Gene Ontology annotation, biological process: mitochondrion organization. The record is from RefSeq and is a predicted model, not a curated record. The transcript is spliced from 3 exons.
GGUCCAUUCUCCAAACUAAUUACUAAAUCCGACCCAACAACCGAUAGUUAAGCGCCGGACCGGCAGCUGACAAAACACCCGAGGGCACCAAUCAGCGACCCCCGAAUUGCCAGGCCCAUCGGAGUUUUCGAACUUUCUCCGCCCGACCAUUCGAGCUUGUUCUUUUUGCAUAUAUAAGAAACCCUCCCAUCCCAUCCCCUAACCACCAACGCCUCCCAAACCACCCACCACACACCACAACCCACCACACACACACCCACAAACACAUCAACCAUGCCUCGUCAACGCCGUGGAGCCGCGCCUACCCCCGCGCGCAGCGCCCCCACCCGCCCUACCGCCGCUCCCGCCAGACCGGCCCCUGCCUACGGCCAACAGCAGCAGCACCAACCUCACUCGACCGCCGCUCAUCCCCAGCAGCACGCCGCUCCUCCCGCUCCUACUCCCGCUGCUGCUGCUCCUGCCCCUGUCCAGCAGAGCCAGGGUCCCGGUCUGUUCGGUCAGAUGGCUUCGACUGCUGCUGGUGUCGCAGUCGGUUCCUCCAUCGGCCACGCCAUCGGCGGCAUGUUCUUCGGCGGCGGUGGCAGCAGUGCUCCCGCCGAGGCCCAGCAACAGGCUGCUCCUCCUGCGGCCGCUCAACCCAUGGAUAACGGUCUUUGGGCUGGGAACGCCACCAACAGCUCGUGGGAGGCCCCUGCUUGCGCUACCGAUGUCCAGAACUUUCGUAAGUGUAUGGAUGAGAAUAAGGGUGAUUUGACGAUUUGUGGGUGGUAUCUGGAUCAGUUGAAAGCUUGCCAGGCUGCUGCUAAGCCUUACUAAGUGGGUUAAGUCACUUAGGGUUGGGGAGGAGAUUGAUAGAUGGAUGGAUGAAAUGAUCUUAUGGACUGGAUUGGACUGAGCUGAGCUGGGCUGGGUGG